AUGGUGCGCACGAAGAACCCAAAUUAUGUUGGUGAUUCGCCUCCAGGACAACGCGAAGUCCCUGAUGGUUCGAAUGACACUGAGUCGCAUGUAAAUGACACAGAAAAAACUGUGUCGGACUCCAGCCAUUCAAAGACAGUAUGGUCAAGGGAUUUUUACAUUGAAGAUGUAACCNCNAGAGGAUUUGAUGCUGAUGUGGGUGAUGAUAACGAUGCUGUGGGNUUUAGUGGUGUGAUUCGGGGUGGUGUGGUUCCGGAUAAUAUUGCUCAGGAUGAAACUAUGCAUGGGGAUGCUGGUGAGACUAUGCGUCGGGAUGUUGCGGAUGCUCCUGAGACGUGGAAAAAUGAAUUGCUUGCGCUAAAGAGCCAGAUGGAAAAGAUGUUUUUCAAAAUGAAUAUGAAUAUUGAAGACCUUGGUACCAGAGUCAUAUCUAUUGAAUCAGCUCUGAAUUUGGAAAGAGAAGCAGAUGACUAUAACCGUGGGCUUGAUGAUUAUGAUAGAAAUGAAAAUGUCCAACAUGACGAAGUACAACCUGGUGCAACCAUUGGUUCGACUGAGGCUGAGAAAGUUGGUGCAAGUGAGGUACAACCUGGUGCAACUGAGAUACAACAUGGUGCAACGGAGGUACAACAUGAUGCAGAAGAGGUACAACAUGGUGCUGAAGGUGCAACCAUUGGUUCGACUGAGGCUGAGAAAGCUGAUGUAGAAGAGGUACAAUCUGGUGCCAUUGAGGGUGAGAAAGUUGGUGCAACUGAGGUACAACAUGAUGCAGAAGAGGUACAACCUGGUGCUGAAGGUCAAGAAGUGAAUGACAAUGAUGAAAGACAGGUACAACCUGAUGCGGCUUACGAAGUACAACCUGGUGCAACCAUUGGUUCGACUGAGGCUGAGAAAGUUGGUGCAANUGAGGUACAACCUGGUGCAACUGAGGUACAACUUGAUGCGGCUGAAUUGAGGACAUAUGAGAGGAAGAAGAAUAAGAGAAAGAAAGAAUACGAGGUUCCACCUGAGGGUUCAUCAGAUGUUCCAAACCAAGCAACGCAGAAGGUCAAGAUUAUAGGGAAGACGAGGGGAUCUACCGUUGUGAUUAGGAGUCCUAUUGCUACUAGNCNGCNCCUUAANAAGAAGGAUUAG
Arabis nemorensis is the source of this 1134-nucleotide messenger RNA. NCBI's taxonomy places the organism in Eukaryota, Viridiplantae, Streptophyta, Magnoliopsida, Brassicales, Brassicaceae. The record is from the annotation of a GenBank genome assembly.